AUGGUUGAUUUGGUAGAAAAUUUGACUUUCGACAUCAAUAAUUUGACGAAUGCGACGAACUCGACUUCUGGUGAAUUUCUUGCCAGAUUUUACUAUCCACCAAAUCCAUCGGCACCACCAUACGCCCCAUUUUUUGGAUUCAUGGGAUGUACGGCGGCUCAGGUUUUCACGGUGCUCGGCGCCGCCUACGGCACGGCUAAAUCAGCGGUAGGCAUUAGUCAAAUGGCAGUGACGAGACCGGAGCUGAUCAUGAAAAGCAUCAUCCCUGUCAUUAUGGCUGGCAUCAUUGCUAUUUAUGGCCUCGUCGUCGCAAUGGUUAUCAAGGGGAAAAUCGGCGGGGAAAAUUACACGCUUUACGCGGGAUUUAGUCACAUGGCCGCUGGUCUGACUUGUGGUCUUUGCGGACUCGGCGCCGGUUUCGCAAUCGGAAUCGUCGGUGACGCUGGGGUUCGUGGCACGGCUCAACAACCGCGACUUUUCGUCGGAAUGAUUUUGAUUCUCAUCUUCUCGGAAAUGAAUUGGUCGGUGUUGGCCGUUUGGCCAGUUGGCCCAAAUCGCUCAAAUGAUAUCCUUAAUUUGUUU
This is a messenger RNA of Mesorhabditis belari, 582 nucleotides long. Lineage: Eukaryota; Metazoa; Nematoda; Chromadorea; Rhabditida; Rhabditidae. The record is from the annotation of a GenBank genome assembly.